CGACAAGGCCCCUCCCCGCCCCCCUGGGAGCCCAGCUGUUCCCUCAGCGGAUUCUCAGGGACUGGUUCAUCACCUCCGAAUACUCCUGUGACAGGAGGCACUGGCAAAACCCGCCCCCAGCCCCAAGCGGCAAUAAAUAGAAGGCUCUGAGCCCAGGAGAAGGAGAAGUUUCUAGGCCCGCGUCCCUGGGUUUAUUAAGCUCCUGACGCUCCUCCAGACGUCUCAGCGGCUCUGGCUGAGAGCCUGGACAGCCUGGGAGGACAGUGGCUGGCUGAUCUCCGGUGAGGCAGUACGGAGAGGGGCCCUCUGGAAUUCUGCUGGGCCGGCUGGUGGUCGCCUCUGGAGUGCCUUUGGGGGCUGGGAUCCCAGCCGGGUAAACCCCCUCUGUCCUUGGCAGUGGAUGGUUCAGCAUUUUCUGAAACCGAAGAAUAAGCUCGGAGGGCCAGCCGCCCCCACAUCACCUUGCUGUGUGACCUUGGGCAGGUGGCUCCCUCUCUCUGAGCCUCUGUUUCGCCUCCAGCUCAGCAGCCAUGGCUGAUGGUCAGAUGCCCUUCUCCUGCCACUACCCAAGCCGCCUGCGCCGGGACCCCUUCCGGGACUCGUCCCUCCCCUCGCGCCUGCUGGAUGAUGACUUUGGCAUGGACCCCUUCCCCGACGACCUGACGGCCUCAUGGCGCAACUGGGCUCUGCCUCGAUUCUCCCCCGGGUGGCCUGGGACCCUGAGGUCAGGCAUGGUGCCUCGGGGGCCGACAGCUACAGCCAGGUUUGGGGUACCCGCAGAGGGCAGGAGUCCCCCACCCUUCCCCGGGGAGCCCUGGAAAGUGUGCGUCAAUGUGCACAGCUUUAAGCCAGAGGAACUGAUGGUGAAGACCAAGGACGGCUACGUGGAGGUGUCUGGCAAACACGAAGAGAAGCAGCAAGAAGGUGGCAUCGUUUCCAAGAACUUCACAAAGAAAAUCCAGCUUCCGGCAGAGGUGGACCCUGUGACAGUCUUUGCCUCGCUUUCCCCAGAGGGCCUGCUGAUCAUCGAAGCUCCCCAGGUCCCCCCUUACUCACCAUUUGGAGAGAGCAGUUUCAACAACGAGCUUCCCCAAGACAGCCGGGAAGUUACCUGUUCCUAAGACCCCAGUCUUGGCCCAUCUUUUUCCCUUGCCAUCCCCAGGGCUUCCUUGAUUCCGGAGUAUAUGACUUUAGCUGAAUUCAUAGAUUUAGUGUAACUAAAAUGUUGGGGGUGGGGGUGGACUGACCACGGACUCCCUGGCUAGGGUAAUAGUAGGCGUUUCCACAGGAUGGAGCAUUUGGCAGGUCAUGCUCAGUUGCCUGAGGCCAAAAUGCUGGGAGAUUCUCUUUCUUUACCUUUUUUCUCAUGAUGAAAAUGUUGCACAUUCUGUAGUUGCAAAACAGGUAGUAGGGGACAUGACAUUUCACACUGUAUUUUCCCUUGCAGCGAAUGCAAAGGUUGCUUCUCUCUGGGGACCUCCCUGUCACCCAGAUUCCUGUUCUGGGUUCCGACUUUCCAUGCCUGUUGUAUGGUUUGGUGGAUGGAACCCAUUAGCUCACUCUACUGUGUUUCUGCAGCGUUGGCCUACGAAGGGGGGUAGCUAGGUCUUACCUCCCCGUAUGGGAUUUAUGCAACAGCCACCUGAAAACAGUGCCUUCUGCUCCUCAGCCAAGCAUUUAUAUAGCAUGUUCCCAAACCGGCACUCCCUGGGGACUCUGGAAGCCCAUUUAUUCUCUGGCUAAAUCCCCCCCCCCACCCCUUUCUUGUGCCUCCUAUGUCCAAUUUGGGAUUUUUACAGAGGGGGCUGUCUCCAAACAGCUCCACCAGGAACCAAGCAAAGGCCAGACAGACUGGCAGGCAGGCUAGUGGUGUUAUGUAUAUGAGUGGGACUUGUGUGUCAUUGUUAUUUGAAUUGUGCUGUUGUUUAGGGGCAAAUAACAGUAAAUAAUAAUAAUAAUAAAAGAGCUGAUGUUCUUAGCCUUGUGUGCUUCUUUUGAUGGGGAAUGCUAAACUCUAUACCAUUUAGAGAUAUGAAAUGAAUUAGGAAUGCUUGUAGCUACAAAUAAUAAUAUACAACAAAUCUUGGU
Molecule: messenger RNA, 2088 nt
Organism: Enhydra lutris kenyoni (northern sea otter)
Lineage: Eukaryota; Metazoa; Chordata; Mammalia; Carnivora; Mustelidae
Product: heat shock protein family B (small) member 8
Exons: 3
Coding region: 531-1121 (196 amino acids)
Biological process (GO): cellular response to unfolded protein
Cellular component (GO): cytoplasm; protein folding chaperone complex; nucleus
Molecular function (GO): protein homodimerization activity
Source: RefSeq, a predicted model, not a curated record